AUGUCACUACUGUGGCUUCCUAAUGUUUAUGAAGAACGUUCAGCAUCACUCAUUGCUCAUUGUAUGCGUCUACAAUUAACGACUGGUGAAAAACAGUAUGAAGAAUCUGUUCAUCAUGUCAGACAGAAAAGAAAACCUCUUUACUUUAUUUUCGUCAUUCGAACUAAACGAUUCGCUUACUGUUCCGUUCCAAAAGUAGCCACAAAAACUGUUCUUGGCAGCGUCACAUAUGCUCAUCUACGUGAACUUCGUGAACAUCUCUCAAGCAAUCGAUCCAAUGUUGAUUUUACUCGAGUACCGCCCGAAAAACUAAUUCAUAUACGUGCUGUUUCAAGGAUACUUGGAAAGCAUUCGAUAUUCAUUGGGAAUACUACGAAAUCUCCAACAGUUAUCGAUCUCAUCGAUUCUCUACUUAGUUUGCUUCGCCUUGACGGUAUCAAUGUGAAGCCUUUUCCUCCAUCGUUUGAUAUCUGGCAUUUUUAUGAGACCUCUGUAUUCCCAUACAUAAAUCUAGAAUUUUUAUCCAAUGCAUCUCGAUUACUGUCUUCGCCGUUCACUCGUGCCAUAUUCGUGCGACAUCCGUUUGAACGUCUCGCCGCCGCGUAUACAGAAAAAAUUGCGACACUCGAAAAAGAUAGAAUUCGAUCAGAAUCUUAUUAUAAUCAAAUGCGUCAGUCAAUCUGUCUUCAAUAUUUUAAAUUCAAUGGGUUCUUAGAUCUGUCGGAAAAGAACAGGCUUUGUGAAAACAUUAUUCCUUCAUUUCAGCAUUUUAUUGCGAGUUUUCUUCAAAAUCACAUAAUUCUUGGUGAUAUCGAUCCACAUUGGCAGCCAUACUCGUCGCUCUGCAGUGUAUGCAAUCUAAGGUACAACUUGAUUGGCAAAUAUGAAACAUUUGACAAGGACUAUCCGUAUUUUUUGAAAUUGCUCAAUUUAUCUGAUUGGGAUUCUCAAAGACGGCGUGGUAGUACACACCGAACAAACAAAGAUUACAAACAAUUGUAUGUCAACCUGCCUGAUGAAAUGAUAUGCCGACUGAGAAAUCUAUAUAGUGAUGACUUGCAAAUUUUCAACUAUCGAUUAGAAGAUUAUAUUGAUCGACCUAUGCUUAAGUGUAGUAGUGAUUCGCUCAAGAAAUAA
This is a messenger RNA of Rotaria socialis, 1137 nucleotides long. Lineage: Eukaryota; Metazoa; Rotifera; Eurotatoria; Philodinida; Philodinidae. The record is from the annotation of a GenBank genome assembly.